Strongylus vulgaris is the source of this 162-nucleotide messenger RNA. NCBI's taxonomy places the organism in Eukaryota, Metazoa, Nematoda, Chromadorea, Rhabditida, Strongylidae. The record is from the annotation of a GenBank genome assembly.
AUGGCCCAUCUUAGUGAGGUAGUGAAGUACUCCGAUGUAAAUAAAGCCAGUGUCGAGAAUAUUGCAAAGAUAUUUGGACCAUCAUUGUUCCAUACAGAUGAGGAAGUUAGCGCCGGUUAUGACAAUACGUCGCAACAGAUUGGAGCUGUCAUUGAUCUCAUU